Molecule: messenger RNA, 965 nt
Organism: Diabrotica balteata
Lineage: Eukaryota; Metazoa; Arthropoda; Insecta; Coleoptera; Chrysomelidae
Source: the annotation of a GenBank genome assembly
CUUUCUAAAGUGGAACAGUAUUUUAAAAAUGGCACCGAAAAUUGAAAAGUUGUGCGGAAACUUCAAGCUCGCAGAAGCUCCCCAUUGGGACGAGAGUUCCCAAAUGUUGUAUUUUGUGGAUAUCAACGGAUACAGCAUCAAUAGAUACGAUCCAAAGACGAAGAAACACACUAGUGCGCAUGUAGGAAAAAAUGUUUCCGUCAUUAUUCCCGUCAAAGGAAAAAAAGACCAAUUUGUUGUAAGCCUCGAACGGGAGUUAAUGCUAGUAACUUGGGAUGGAUUAAGUCAAAAGCCAUCAAAAAUGGAAAAAAUACUGGAAGUAGAUCCAAACACUAGAAACGUCUUUAACGACGGAAAAUGUGAUCCUUCAGGAAAAUUGUGGAUAGGUACCAUGGGCGGUCCACCAGUUGUAAUCGCAGAUAUUCCCUUGGGUAUGGGCACUUUGUACAGUAUUCAAAAUAAAAAAGCUAGCCCACACUUUUCUAAUAUUGGUAUAGCUAAUGGUAUUGCCUUUAACACAGAUCUGAAAAAGAUGUACUAUAUAGAUUCUCGUACUGGUACUGUUGAUCAGUACGACUGGGAUAUGGCUACUGGGAAAAUUGCCAAUGGAAAACCCAUCUUCACCGCCAAGAAAAACGAUAUGGAUGGUAUGGUCUUUGAUGGCAUGACUAUAGAUACUGACGGAAAUCUCUACGUAGCUGUGUGGGGAUCUAGAAUAAUUAAAAUUGACCCCAGAAAACCGGAAACUUUGUUAGAUACCAUUAUGAUGCCCGCAAAAAUAAUAUCUUCCGUAUGCUUUGGUGGGUCUAACUUAGACGAGCUUUACGUAACUAGCGGACAGGUUGGAAUCAGUCCAGGUCCAGAUGAUGGUGCUGUUUUUAAAGUAACUGGAUUGGGUACUAAAGGAUAUGCUGAAGUAUCGAUAGUAUUAUAAAAAUAACGAGUAAAAUCUAAUGUAAACUUAA